CGGAUCCCGCAAUACCUGUUGCUCAAGUAUAGUCUUACUGUUAUCAAACCAUCUUCCCCUCCUCCAAACCUCCACCGCACAAAUACGCAGACCAAUUCCCAUAUCAUUCGCCUAUCGAUGGCUAUCAAAUAGAUGGAACAUAAAGAAAGCAUACACUCACAUCAAGUAUUCUUAGGACAUUUUCCAUUGGUUAUCGUUGGCUAUCAAACCUCUGACACUUUUUGCCGGAGAUAAGAUAACAUUUUCAGGCUGUUUUAAUGUGCACAAUGUGCACCAAGGUGUUAUUAUACAUCUAAACGCAUCAGUAAAUUGCCGUCCAACUUUUUCUUUCUGCUGAGAGGAACAACAGACAGAUAGAAUGCCAUUAGCCAGACGUCUUCGUCUCGAUGAUGUCGUCACGUCGUUCCCAGAGCUGGGCCCCACAGUCCCGGAUGGUGGUUACGCAUGGAUUGUUCUCUAUGGAGUAUUUCUGGUGCAGAUGACCAUACCGAGUUUAUUGUCCAUGUAUGGAAUAGUAUUGGGCUACAUAAAUGAAAAUGAGGCCAAUGAUUUUGAUGUGUGGAGCGAGGAAAUUAUUCUCGCGCCGAUACUGUUCACCGCGUUCAGCAACUUAGCAGAUCCUUGGACGAGGAUGAUAGUGAUAAUGGCAUCAGUCCCUCGUUUGAUAGGGAUAAUAGGAGUAUUCCUCCUGGCAGUUGGGAUUAUAGCAACAGGCUACCUAGCAACUGGCGGAGUUGGAGCAUAUUUGGCCAGCUCCAGUGCUGGUGCGGUGAUGGGCGUAGGCGCCAGUUUCGUCAUGUUACUAAGCGAGUACGUUUUGCGGAAAAACUUCAGAAAGAAGCUUCCUUUAGCUUUAACAUUGAAAAAUAUUGGAGCUUCCUUUGGUCUUGUUCUCAUCCCCACUGUCACGAAUGUGCUGUUGCACGAGGUCAAACUGAAAAGUGGUCUACUCCUCAUGACGAUUGUGCUGAUGCCUACCGCCCUUGGAAUACUAAUGUUUCGGUUGCCUACUCCACAGGAAAUUUCUUCUCCUUACAGUCUUCUCCUAUCAACCGAAGAGGACAACGAACUUCCGAUAAGAAUCUCUCCAGAUAUUCCUGAGAGCACGCACCACUCAAAUGGCCAAAAUAAUUUUGAAAACCCGGAAUAUGCUGAAGUUGAAGGAAGGACACACAUUGGUGGAUUGUACAGCGAGGGAAAUAACAUUUACGCUUAUGAAAACCCAAACGAGGAUGUAGAUCUGUUUGUAAAUCCAAUUGUUCACUCAGAUAGCAAGUGGAAACACCAGCUUCGACCACUUAGAACCUUUCGGUUUUGGGGUGUAGUAGUUGGGUGGGUCGGAGUGAAAGUGUCUGCACUCUUUUUCUGGAUUUUAUUACCGGUUUUGUUCUAUGGAGUUGCGAACCAUUCUUAUGGUUGGAUGUCACUAUCUACUCUGGCUGGCUUCCUUACAUUUUUCCCAAGUGUUAGCAGUAUAAAAGUGUUACAAAUGACGACUCAAACCAGAAGACUAUAUUUUGGUCUAUCAUCUUGGCUUUGUAGCGUUGCUCUGAUAGGUCUAAAUUACGCAACGAACUAUUCAUGGAUAAUAAUUUAUACUAUUUUAGGCGGUAUCAGUAUUGGCAGCUUGUCAAGUUGUCAGGAUUUGCCUUUGUAUGAUAUUCUCGGUGCUGAAACAGUGCGUUGUGUUCAUAAGGGAUUCUACAGCAUCGUGGGUUUAUGUAUAUUGUUCUUCUGUUUCGUACAUAGUGUUGAUUUCUGUCUGAAUUUUACGGCGCUCUUACUAUUUAUCGGUGGAUUCUACUGGAUCUUGUCGCCUGUUGUGAGUUUAAUUAAAGACUCGCGAUACACACAUUCUCAUGCAAUACACAGAACGAGUAGAGGCGAGACAUAAUAAAAAUAAUUCG
Molecule: messenger RNA, 1907 nt
Organism: Hylaeus volcanicus
Lineage: Eukaryota; Metazoa; Arthropoda; Insecta; Hymenoptera; Colletidae
Product: monocarboxylate transporter 3-like
Exons: 6
Coding region: 359-1894 (511 amino acids)
Biological process (GO): transmembrane transport
Molecular function (GO): transmembrane transporter activity
Source: RefSeq, a predicted model, not a curated record